This is a messenger RNA of Gossypium raimondii (Peruvian cotton), 4109 nucleotides long. RefSeq lists its product as uncharacterized. The coding region runs from base 309 to 3719 and encodes 1136 amino acids. Gene Ontology annotation, molecular function: ATP binding; protein binding; protein serine/threonine kinase activity. Lineage: Eukaryota; Viridiplantae; Streptophyta; Magnoliopsida; Malvales; Malvaceae. The transcript has 11 exons. The record is from RefSeq and is a predicted model, not a curated record. Gene Ontology annotation, biological process: peptidyl-threonine phosphorylation; peptidyl-serine phosphorylation.
UAAGAAAGAAAAAAUUGAACUGUAGAAGUACUACGGUUCCUCUAGAUUCUAGGGUUUCUCUUUCAUUUUCUACUAAAAAAGCCAGGGGAGCGGUUCCUUCCAACUUCUUUUUCCCUCUCCGCUCCCUUCCCUUCCCUUCAAUUUCCUUCAACUUUCUCGCCAAUUGCCCCAUGCUUUUCCCUCCUGCCAAACAGAUCCCUUCUUCAUACUCCUGUCUCGGACCUUCUUUCUCUCUCCCAAUCCCUCUUUUCUUCUUCUCUUUUUCAAUUCCUCAUCUCUAAAAUUACAGCUUUGGCCCCCCAACCUCAAUGCAGCUCCCCGAUUCCACCGACAUCAUUGACAACCUCCCGGAGAAUCCCGACCAAAAACUCAACCAACCCAAAGACGAAAGCCACGACGACGAUAAUGACUCUAAUAGCACAGCCGAAGCCGCCGCCGUCGAUGGCAACGAUGACAACAACAACCGUAGCAAUGGUUGUACCGAUGGAGACUCAGUUCUCGAUGUUUCCGGGAAAAGCGUGGAGUUUUCUAUAUUGGGGGACUCGAAGGAGUCCGUGGACGGGCUUUAUUUGUACAAGAACGUGUUCAAUUUGAUUCCGAAAUCGGUUGGGGCGUUAAGUCGGUUAAGGAAUUUGAAGUUCUUUGGAAAUGAAAUUAAUUUGUUUCCGUCGGAAGUGGGGGGUUUGGUAGGGUUAGAGUGUUUACAGGUGAAGAUAUCGUCACCAGGUUUCAAUGGGAUGUCUUUAAGCAAGUUGAAAGGGUUGAAAGAGCUGGAACUUAGUAGGGUUCCACCUCGUUCUUCGGUUUUGACUCUCUUGAGUGAGAUUUCUGGGCUUAAGUGCUUGACGAAGCUUUCCGUUUGUUAUUUUUCCAUUAGAUAUCUUCCUCCAGAAAUUGGAUGCUUAAAGAAUUUGGAAUAUCUGGAUCUGUCAUUCAAUAAGAUAAAGAGUUUGCCAAUUGAAAUUAGUUAUUUGAAUGAUUUGAUAUCGCUGAAAGUUGCCAAUAAUAAAUUGGUGGAAUUGCCUUUGGGCUUGUCCUCAUUACAAAGAUUGGAGAACUUGGACUUAUCAAAUAAUAGGUUGACGUCACUGGGGUCUCUUGAGCUUAGCCUAAUGCCUAACCUUCAGACUUUGAAUCUUCAGUAUAAUAAACUUGUAAGCUGUUUUCAAACACCUUCUUGGAUAUGCUGCAAUUUGGAAGGAAAUGGCAGAGCUGUCUCCAGUGAUGAGUUUACCAGUUCUUCAGUUGAAAUGGAUGUAUAUGAAACUACUGGUCAGGAUAAUGAUGGAAGUGUGUCUUAUAAUGGCUCUCAUAAGACCUCAUCAGGCAUCUUAACCGUGCCAUUGGCAAAUAGUAGAUAUAUUGCAGCUCGGAGAUCAAGUAAACGAUGGAAGAGGAGACAUUAUCUGCAGCAAAGAGCUCGACAAGAACGUCUAAACAACAGCAGAAAGUGGAAAGGGGAAGGACAUGCUGAGGUGCAUACUGUGAAGGCAGGUGGAGAAUAUCCAGGUGAUAAUGAUGUCCUUGCCUCAAGUACUGGUAUAGAAGCUGCAUCUGAACUUGUAGGUAAAGAUGAUGAUAAGCCAUUACAUAUAUUAGAAGCCAAAAAUGAAAAAAUCAGUAGUGUUAGGCUUGAGGAUGAUACAGUUACUUAUGAAAAGAGGCUUGAAGUGAAAAAUAGUACCUCAGAUGGUUAUGAGUCAAGAAGUAAAGGGAGUGAAGAUGAGUGUUCACGGCUUGAUGCAUCUUUGGCCCUAGUAAGAGGAGCUAUUGAACAGGACGAAGGUUCAUCCUCAGAAAUAUCCAAGUCAAAUUUUAAGUCGAAACGGCAAUCUGAUCGGGAUCUUAGUAAUCCAAAACCAUGCAAGUCUCGAAAACCAGCAGAUUAUUGCUCCAAUCUAUCACGAAAGUAUAGUACCACUUCAUUUUGUGGAACUGAAGACUACCUACCAGAUGGCUUUUAUGAUGCCGGACGUGAUCGCCCCUUCAUGCCAUUGAGUAGCUAUGAGCAGAUCUUUCAUCUCGAAUCACGUGAAGUAAUUCUUGUUGACAGGGAAAGAGAUGAAGAGCUGGAUGCAAUUGCUCUCUCUGCUCAAGCUUUGGUCUUUCAUUUGAAGCACUUGAAUGGCUUAGCUAAAGAUAAAGAGCGGGUUCCCGUUGAUAACUUUCAGAUAGCAUCUUUGCUUGCUCUUUUUAUUUCUGACCAUUUUGGAGGGAGUGAUAGAAGUGGUAUGGUUGAAAGGACUCGAAAAGCGGUAUCUGGUUCUAAUUACAAGAAGCCUUUCAUUUGCACCUGUACAACCGGAAAUGGUGACAGUGCUUGUGCGUCAAACAAGACCUUGAAUACUGUAGAAGAUAUUGUAUUCUCUGAUCUCUGUGAGAGAUCUUUACGGUCAAUAAAGUCAAGGAGGAAAUCUAUCGUUGUUCCAUUAGGUACCCUUCAAUUUGGAGUGUGUAGGCAUAGAGCACUGCUCAUGAAGUAUUUAUGUGAUCGAAUGGAACCACCAGUUCCUUGUGAGCUUAUCAGGGGCUACUUGGAUUUUAUGCCCCAUGCCUGGAAUAUCAUUCCCAUAAAGAGAGGGGAUUCAUGGGUUCGCCUGGUGGUUGAUGCUUGUCAUCCGCAUGACAUACGUGAAGAGAUAGAUCCUGAAUACUUUUGCAGAUACAUACCCCUUAGUCGAACAAAAGUACCUGUUACAUCUGAAAGCAUUCCUGUGUUGAGUUCCUUCCCUUCUUUGACCACAAGUGAUGAAAUUGAAAGAGUGGCCUCCAGUUCUCUCCUUCGGUGCAAAUUUGGAUCAUUGGAUGCUGCAGCGAAGGUGCGUACUCUAGAAAUUAAUGGUGCUUCAUUAGAUGAGGUUAAAAAUUUUGAGUACAGUUGCCUGGGGGAAGUAAGAAUACUGGGUGCUUUGAAACACGCCUGCAUAGUAGAAAUGUAUGGACAUCAAAUAACCUCAAAGUGGAUUUCUGUGGGAGAUGGAGAAGCGGAGCAUCGAAUCUUGCAGUCUACAAUUUUAAUGGAAUACAUGAAAGGAGGAUCCUUGAAGACUCAUAUUGAGAAACUAGCUAAAGCUGGUGAGAAACAUAUCCCUGUGGAUUUUGCCUUGUGUAUUGCACGUGAUGUUGCGUCUGCAUUGGCCGAGUUGCACUCAAAGCACAUUAUUCAUCGUGAUAUAAAAAGUGAAAACAUUCUGAUUGAUUUGGAUGGAAAGAGAGUUGAUGGGAGCCCUGUUGUGAAGCUCUGUGAUUUUGAUAGAGCAGUACCUCUUAGGUCUUCCCUGCAUACAUGUUGUAUUGCUCAUUUAGGGAUACCUCCUCCAGAUGUUUGUGUUGGAACACCUCGUUGGAUGGCUCCUGAGGUUCUAGGCGCAAUGCAUAAGCGUAAUCCUUAUGGGCUGGAGGUGGACAUUUGGUCAUUUGGAUGCCUGCUUUAUGAAUUGUUGACUCUCCAAGUUCCGUAUUCUGGGUUAUCUGAGCUUCACAUUCAUGAACUUAUUCAGAUGGGUGAGCGUCCACGACUACCUGAAGAGCUGGAGGCAUUGGAAUUGACUGAAAGUGUAAUGACCCAAUCUGAAACAGAGGCUGAAACAGAAACACUUAGAUUUCUUGUUGAUAUCUUCCGUAAAUGUACAGAGGAGAAUCCCGUUGAUCGCCCAACAGCCAACAACCUUUAUGAUAUGUUGGUCAAACACACAAAUGAUUUCAGGAAUUCGAGUUAAGAACAUGUAGGUUGGCCGAUUUUAAUAAUUAAUGCCCCUCAUUGUUAGCCUGAAUAUGUUAUUUCAUUAUAUUUAAUGUGUAUUCCAUUGGGAAUCAGAGUUUGGGUCUCUUCAGGAAUUAAUUACCCACACAAGUAGUUGCACUGACUAGGAUUAGCAGCCUGACUUAGUUUUGUUGUGUACUAGCAAUAAAAACAAGGAGUUAGAUGUAUCCAGCAUGUUAUCUGUAAUGUUAUUGAGAUCUGUAAAUUUUUGUAGGUAGUUGAUUUUGGUUGUCCAAUCCAUAGUUAUUAAUGAAUCUAGUUCACAAUGUAUUAUGUACCAAAUUUCCCCGUUAUUGCUUGUAUUUUUCAGAAUGAGUCCUUUGAAAUGUGGCAUUCAAUUUCAGUA